This is a messenger RNA of Cyclopterus lumpus (lumpfish), 2962 nucleotides long. Its product is annotated as transcription factor Sox-19a-like. The coding region runs from base 486 to 1406 and encodes 306 amino acids. NCBI's taxonomy places the organism in Eukaryota, Metazoa, Chordata, Actinopteri, Perciformes, Cyclopteridae. Gene Ontology annotation, molecular function: RNA polymerase II cis-regulatory region sequence-specific DNA binding; DNA-binding transcription factor activity, RNA polymerase II-specific. The transcript is spliced from 2 exons. The record is from RefSeq and is a predicted model, not a curated record. Gene Ontology annotation, biological process: regulation of DNA-templated transcription; anatomical structure morphogenesis; cell differentiation.
CCCUCGGAGCCUUUUCAGUUGCAAAUUGAGAGCGCGCACGCACGCGGAAGGUCCUCGCCCUCCCAUUGGUCCGCACCCGGCCGAAUGCACGAGAUCAGGGCAACUUUUGCAGCGGACGGGCAGACGAGUUCAGUGUGUGAGUUGGCCGACUGACAACAAGUGGGUUUUUCCGCAGAGAACUGUUGCACAGCACCGAGGAGAGGCUGCGGCGAACUUUUGGAACACCUGUCCCCGUGUUGCAGCGUCAAAGUAAUGACCGACACAAACCGACUUUUAAUUUAAGAGAAACGAAGACCUGCUCUGCCCGCUGUUGCUGCAUAGUGUCCCCGGUUCGUCGUGAGUAAUUAGUUGAUUCGCAUCACCCGGUGAAGUCUGUAGGAAAACCUGGCUACAAGUCGCCAGGUGGACUGCGACAAAAAGGCUGCUGUGCGACCGCGUUUCAACUCUCCAGUAAGUCGUGUCAACUUCGCUACACCUGCCCCAACAUGUACAGCAUGAUGGAACACGAGCUGAAGCCGACCGGCCAGCCCCCGUCUCACCAGACCUCCCAGGGAAUGUCACCGGUCACCGGCAACAUGACCGGGGGCAUGGGCGGCAAUGGCAACUCUCACCCGGGCUCCAAAACGGCAUGCGCGCCGGGAGUCGACCCCAUGGAUAAAGUCAAGCGGCCCAUGAACGCCUUCAUGGUCUGGUCCAGGGGACAGAGGCGCAAGAUGGCCCAAGAAAACCCCAAAAUGCACAACUCUGAGAUCAGCAAGCGGCUGGGCGCCGAGUGGAAGCUGCUGACCGACGCCGAGAAGCGGCCUUUCAUCGACGAGGCCAAGCGGCUGCGGGCGGUCCACAUGAAGGAGUACCCCGACUACAAGUACAAGCCACGCCGCAAGACCAAGCCCAUGCUCAAGAAGGACACCCAGGUGGGCAAGUACCCGCUGUCGGCAGGGAGCCUGCUGGCGGCGGCGCAGGGCCAAGGUGGGAGCCCGAGGAUGGACAGCUACGGCUGGGGCCCCACCGGGGGCUACGCCGGCAUGCAGAGCGAGGCCCUCGGCUACUCGCAGCAGCUCCACCGGUACGACCUGUCGGCUCUGCAGUACCCGCCCGCGAUGUCGGCGGCGCAGACUUACAUGAACGGAGGCAACUCGUACAGCCCCAUGUCCUACAGCAGCAGCCCGCAGCAGCCCAGCCCCGUCACCAUGUCCAUGGUGAAAGCAGAACCGGUGUCUCACUCGCCCCCAACAGGGACGCCCAACCACCACCGCGGCCCUUUGCAGGGCGACCUCAGGGACAUGAUCAGCAUGUACAUCCCUGGACCAGGGGGGGAUGCCGGUGACCCCACGGCAGCACAGAGGGGCUACACCAGCGUCCAGCAGCACUACCUCUCUGGAACCGUCCCACUCACACACAUCUAGGACUGGAAGUGGGAGUCAGGGGGGUUAAGGGGGGUGGGGGGGGGGGGUGAGGUUGAACCAAGUGGGAGGACCAGAAAUGCUCACGGUGCACAGGUGGCUGUUCAAGAGAUGGGAGUCGGGUGUGGGGGACUCUAGACGGGCAAAGAGACGUGAAGGAAAAAACACAUUUCCCAGACACAGAGGCGACUCCAUUAUUUUUUUCUUUUUCUUUGAAAAGCUGUUUUUCUACCUCUUUGGUGACAAGUUCAGAUAAAUGCCACACACACCCACCACACGUAUAGAGCAGAGACUCCUCCCUGCCCCACCAGCCUCCAGCAGACUUCUCAACGAAGGACUGCAGUGAAGACUAAGCCCAGAGUCUGUUUAUUGUGUACAUAUAAGGAAAGAUUCUCUUUUUUUAUUUUAGAAACGUAUCCAUAAUAAGUAAGACUCCUCUUUUUAAAUGCAUACCACUUUAAAACACUUGUGACAGUGGCACUCAUAACGGUUCCACCAAACCCGGGCAGUGCCGGGGGGACGGGGCCGGGUAGCGGGUUUAUUAGUCUUCCACGGAGCCGGUCCCUGCUGGCCACAGAGACUAAAGAGACCUGGCAGCCCAGUCGGUGGAUCACAAUCGCUCAGCUGGUGACGGACAAAUCACCCGAGCUGAAUCGCUCGGGUUGUUUUGGUUGUUGCUGUCCUGAUGCGUGAGAGAGCAACCGGGUGCCGGUAGGGAUAAAGGGAAGGAAAUGCACAACUUGAAUGACUGAGCUUUUUUUUUCUUUUUUCUUCUUUAAAAAUGAACUCUUUGUACCUUGGCUUUGGUUUUAGUACUGCUGUAUUUUUCUGAUUUUUAUUUUUAACUGAUAAUCUUGUUGGAUGACACGGAAACCACCUGUUGGGACAAUCAGCACUGCAUCCACAGGGAAUACACGGAGCACACUGGCCUCGGCGACGUGUGGUGUCGCUUUACAACGUGGAACCGGGCUGGUUCUUAACAUUUCCGUCAGGUCUAGUGUCCCCAGUCUCACCGCGUCACUGGAUUUAUUGUCUGGGAAAGAGGUGACUGUUUUUUGCUGCCUGUAUGAGUUUGAUUUGCUAUACUUUAGUUGUUAGAUUUGAUCUUUUUGAUAUUGUUCAGAGGUGUUGUUCUGGCAGCAUCCUGAGUCGCUCUGUGUAUUCAUUGUCACUUUGCUCUAGGCAAGAGUUGUGUUUUAUAGGCAUUUCAGUAAGCAAAUGAAUUUUAAUAUGAAAUGCUACAUUUCAGUGGUUUUAUUCCGAAAUAGCAGAUUAAGAUUUACAAGUUCUGGUAAACUGGAUUGACGAGGCCUACCAGGCAUGUAUUUUUAACCACCUGUCAAUUGUAUGUUUAACUACCAGUGAAGAGAAUGUUUCAGAUUUAAAUCUCCAGCAACCUUUUUUCAGAUAUGUACCUGUGGGUAAUGCUAUCGUUCUAUAGAUUAAAUGCUUUUAAUCCUGGUUCUCUCCAACGACAGUCCUGUUGUGUCUAUUUUCCUGUCUAGCCUGCUGUCUGGUUACUAGUGCUGCUAUGGACCUAAAGGGAACUUUUACUUUCA